AACGACGGGUCGAUUCCCGGCAAUGACAUGCGAUGCGACCUCGAUGUGAUCGGGGGUGUCUCGUUCGUUUUGGAAAUGCUGAGCCGUGGCGGCCAAAUCCACCGCCGUCAACCCCAAACCGAAGCAUGAUCUGGUGCUCAAGAACAUCAGCACGUUUGCUCACAGGCUUGGGCCGUGCGGCUCGCACUUAUGCUCUUCCGGCCUGGAGGCCAAUCCAGCUCUUCAACCGCCUCAGCAGCACACCCUCGAGCCCCGAGAUCCGACUGGCCGACAUUCGUAGCCUGUACGAUUACCUGCUUACGAGUCCCGAAAACGAAAAGAAGCUGCUCCAAUGCAUCGAGCGAGACCCUGGGCUUCGGGAGUCGUUUUCUCGUCUGCAGAGCCUCUGUGGAGCCGAUGCUAUAGCGCAGAUCUUUGUUUGCGACCAAAGCGAUCCGGCCAUCCAAGCCCAGGCCGAGGCAGUCAGGCAACAGCUACGUUUCUCAGGGAUGUUGCAGCACGCCAAUAUCGUUGGGCCAGCUUUCCACAGCAUCUCAAACAGCCAGAAGAUCAAGAUCGUUUCAGGGGUGAUUCCGCCUCAUCGUGUCGGGCGGGGCGUUGUUGUCGAUGAAGCAAGCGAGCGCCAUCUCCAGCGAAUUGAGCCCCUGUACAAUGCCAUGGCCAAAGUCACCGACUUUUUGGGAUCCAAGAUCGAGCGAUUCCGGAACACCCGCAAGGCCUUGAGCCAGCGCAAAGACUAGCUCCGGCCACCGGGCUCUGCACAAGGCCCUGUAGUAGAAACAGCAUAGCGGGGUCGUUUCGCUCGGACGGAUGAUCACCACGGCCAAGGCCGAUGUUCAAAAGAGGAUGAUGCCUGCGAUGCCUGUGAUGCCUGCGACGGUGCCUGCGACGGUGCCUGCAGGAGCAUAUAUUGGCAAACAUCGAGAACACGAUGGUUGAUAUCUGAACGGAUGCCAAAAAAAAAAAGUACAGCACCCGCCGAGUGAGGCUCAGUGCCCCCCCCCC
This is a messenger RNA of Polychytrium aggregatum, 1005 nucleotides long. RefSeq lists its product as uncharacterized. The transcript has a single exon. The record is from RefSeq and is a predicted model, not a curated record. The coding region runs from base 33 to 740 and encodes 235 amino acids. Lineage: Eukaryota; Fungi; Chytridiomycota; Chytridiomycetes; Polychytriales.